AUGGUAUAUUUCCAUAGCUCAAUCUCGGUCUGCAAUUCCGUCGACCAAUCUCCUUCAUUGAUCAUGUCCAACUCUUCAGAUUCCCAGCCUAAAUCCAGAAACACCCGUAAAUCAUCAUCAUCAUCAUCAUCACCGAACUGUUCCAAAUUCCCAGUCUGCGACGGAUCUCAAUCGGCUGCAAUCGACGUCGUCAUCCUGAUCGCGGUGAUCACGGCUUGCGGAUUCCUCUUCUUCCCUUACGUCAAGCUCAUCACCCUCAAAUCGGCAGAGAUCUUUUCCGAUCUCUCGGUUCUAGUCAAACACGAGAUUCAGCAGAACCCGAUAGUGUACGGAUCGUUAGCUCUGAGCAUCUUCUGCGCUGGAAUCUCCACUUGGCUGGUUGUGCUCUUGUGUACCAUGCAGAGAUGCGGGAAGCCGAAUUGUAAAGGGCUUAGGAAAGCUGUUGAGUUUGAUAUUCAGCUUGAGACUGAGGAAUGCCUCAAGAGCUCCAACAGCAACAAUGGUGGUAAGAGCAAGAGGGGGUUGAUGGAGUUGCCUCGUGUCCAUCACCGAGAAUUGGAAGCUGAGCUGAAGAAGAUGGCGCCGCCUAAUGGGAGAGCCGUGCUGGUUUUCAGAGCUAGAUGUGGUUGCUCUAUAAGGAGUUAUUUUCUAGCUCUGCAAGAAGGUGGUGUUCUCGAAGAAGAAUUAGAAGAUGAAGAUGAUUGUUUCUACGAAUGUGAUCACGAAGAUGUUGUUGACCUUCUUGAUGCUAAGGAGGAAGGUGAAGAGAAGGAAGACAUUGUGAGUGUUAUGAACAUGGAGAAGAAUCAUGAGUACGAACGUCAGACUAUGCCAAUGGAUCAAGAAGAUGAAAAUUCCUUAGUCGAUAGCUGUAAAACAGGAUAA
Messenger RNA from Microthlaspi erraticum, 885 nucleotides. Lineage: Eukaryota; Viridiplantae; Streptophyta; Magnoliopsida; Brassicales; Brassicaceae. The record is from the annotation of a GenBank genome assembly.